AUGACGGCCAGUCAAGAUAUUAUUACUUUAUCAAACCCCGUGUUGCUUGAAAAAAUCGACAAGCUCCGCGAUGCGAAUAUUGGUCAACAUGUGCCGCUCCCUCAGCUUGUUGUGGUUGGAGACCAAAGCUCUGGCAAAUCCUCUUUGUUAGAAAGCCUGAGUGGCAUUCCGUUUCCUCAGGACCAAAGCCUCUGCACUCGUUAUGCAACGCAAAUCACUUCGCGACGUGAUAUCAGCAACUCUGUUGAAUUUGCAGACAUCUUGAAGAAGGCCAAUGAAAGAAUGGGUGUACGGGCUAAUGUCUCAACGGGAAACGGCACCGUGUUCAGCGAGGACGUCCUUAAGAUCGAGGUUUGCGGACCUAACGAGGACUAUCUCACCAUCAUCGAUGUUCCUGGAAUUUUCCGCACCACUAUGCAAGGAACCACCAAAGACGACAUGGCCAUGGUGAGAGACCUGGUCAAGAGGUACAUCAAAGAUGGCCGCACCAUCAUCUUGGCAGUGCUGCCUAGCAAUGUCGACAUUGCCACCCAAGAGAUCUUGGAGCUUGCUGAAGAAUACGACAAGAAUGGCGAACGCACUCUCGGUGUUCUCACCAAGCCUGAUUUAGGCAAGAAACGGCCACUCAAUCUUGGCUACUUCCUUGUCCGAAAUCGCGGACCGAACGGCGACCUAGAAGGGCCUUCGGAACUUGACAAGAUUUUCCGAAAGCAACCAUGGGCUGAUCUUCCGCGAGAUCGAGUAGGUAUCGUAGCCCUUAAAGAGCAGCUCAGGUCACUCUUGGUUGAGAUUACCCGACGAGAGUUUCCUACAUUGAUCCAAGACGUCAGCAACCAAAUCAGAGAAUGCAAAAGAGAACUAAACAGCCUUGGACCGCCUCGUCAGGAUGAGCGCGAGCAACGAAGUUUUCUUAGUAGCAUUGCUGAGGCUUUCCAGGAUCGCACCAGGGCAGCAUUGACGGCUGAUUAUAAUGCCAACUCGGGUUUCAACGAGGGUGAGCUUCGCCUCAUCACUCACGUGGUCAACAUUACCGAUGUCUUCAGCGCUGAUUUUCACGAGAGUGCCCAUUCACGACACUUUGAGAAGCUUGAACCGGCAGAACCGCCCGAAGAAGUUGAGACACCUGAUGAUAGUGAUGAUAAAGCCGGGUUGAUGGUAAACGAACUGCGAGAGCUCCUCGAGAAGGCAAGAGUGGAUGAUGUUGCACCGGAGGAACUUGCUGAACUUGCCGACAUCAUUUCUCUGGAGAAGAUAUCCAUGCCCGUGCCGUGUGACAACUUUGGCGAAUGGAUCAAUAGCGUCUACCUGCAAUCUAGGGGCCUGGACCUGGGUACCUUCAACGCAAACUUCCUUAUCACAGCUUUUGCAGAGCAGUCGCGUAAGUGGGGAGACAUAACGAAGAUCUACAUGAGAAGAAUCAUCAUCGCUCUCCAUCGCUUCAUCGCCGCCGCACUCCGUUCCGUCUGCUCGGAAGAGCAAGUUCGCAGCAAGGUGUGGACCGCAAUCCUAGAGAGCUUGAAGGAAGGCUACAAGAAGGCAGUGGACCAAGCGAUACUGUUGGUCGAAGUCGAGCAACGCAAGCAACCCUAUACUCUUAACAAGCAGUUUGCUCAAGCUUUGUCAAAGGCCAGGGGCUACCGAGUCGCGGAAACGCUGCGACCCAAGGCUAGAAAGGACACCAAGCAAUUUGGAGGGACUCAGUUCGUGAUUAAUUUGGACGACAUUGCCAAGGCUGUCGAAGUUAAAAGCAAUGUCGAGCAAUUGCAAGAAGAGAUUCAUGAUAUUCUUCAUGCCUACUACAGCCUAGCCGCUGACCGGUUCAUCGACAAUGUCUUUCAGCUCGCUGUUGACUACUGCCUGUUGCGUUGCCCUUCCAGUCCCUUGAAGGUUUUUACCCAGGUUUGGGUUAUCGACUUGGAAGCUGAGCAGCUUGAACAGAUUGUUGGUGAGACCAGAUCUGCUAAGAGGCGCCGUCAAGGAUAUGUGAAGAAGAUUGCGGAUUUGACUAAUGCCUUGAAGAUCCUCCGAACUUAG
Messenger RNA from Trichoderma breve, 2034 nucleotides. RefSeq names its product dynamin family domain-containing protein. Lineage: Eukaryota; Fungi; Ascomycota; Sordariomycetes; Hypocreales; Hypocreaceae. The transcript has 5 exons. Gene Ontology annotation, cellular component: microtubule; membrane; cytoplasm. The record is from RefSeq and is a predicted model, not a curated record. Gene Ontology annotation, molecular function: GTP binding; microtubule binding; GTPase activity. The coding region runs from base 1 to 2034 and encodes 677 amino acids.